GAAGAAUCAACUUCAUAGAAUUUUACCAUUUGAAUAUUCAACAUUUUCUUUGGAAGUUUUCUAUAAUACAUUGAUACGAUCGUGUAAGAUCUUUUCCUUUCGGCUAUCAUUAUGUGGUGUAUGGAAAUCGAGUACACUUUUUUAAAUUCAAUUUUUUUACAAUCAUGGUUCGGUUUUUACGAUGAUUUUUGCGGAAAAUCAAAUUUUUUCGUGAAUUAGAUGUUCGAUUUACAGACAUUGACAUUGUAAGAGGGAAAAGCAAAUCUGCUUUAUCAUAAUGAAGCACCAUCUACUAUGGCAACUACGUGAAAUCCGAAUGUCGCUGCAAUGUUUGAUGAAAAAUCGUGCAAUUGGUUUCAUACUGCUGUGUUUGCUGAUUGUCGGAAGGACAUACGGUAGUAAUUUCCCACGUAGGACAUGUCUACCUGGUCUUGACACUCCCGGAUGGACAACACCGAGCGGCGAUAUUAACGUAGAGGUAGGAAAAUCGUUAGAAAUUUACUGUACAUUGAACGACGAUUACGUGUACAACAGAGAGUACACAUCGGGCAACAUUGUAUUCUCCAACGGUUCUAUUCCUAUCGACCAAAAUCUAGUAACUGCUAUAAACGAGACAACAGCUAAAUUAAAAAUCGACAAUGUCACACUUCAGUCCAUGGUUUCCACCUUCUAUUGCUACAUUUCCAGAAAACGAUACAACGAUUCUUUACUGGCUAACAGUAUCAAAAGCUCUCCUUUUUCCGAAUUCGAGAAAUACACAGAUAAAAUGGUCUGCGCGAAUAGAGUCAUAGUUGGAAGCAAACCCAAAGAUGUUGUAAAUUUCACUUGCAUCUCGUACAAUUGGGAAUUCCUAAAUGUAUCUUGGACAGCUCCAGACAACGGUGUAUCAACCAAUUACACCGUUUCUUAUCAAAUACCAAAGAGAGGAGGUCGCGGAUCGAAUUACCAUUGUCCUAAUGAUGAAGAUAUUAAAUCUGCUAGAUGCAUGUGGUCCAUGUCAACUGAUCCAUUGUAUAGAAAAACCUUAGAGUAUAUGACUUUCAACGUGCAUGGCGUCAAUCGUUAUGGCAACUCAUCUCAACCAUUCAGAAUCCAUCAUUUCGCACACAUCUUACCAAACGCUCCUCAAGAACUGAGCAAAGUCAGUAAAACCGUAUCUAGCGUCUAUCUCACUUGGAGUAUCGGCCAUUUGCAUAUUUUAGAGAAAAAACUAGUCUAUAAAAUCGAAUACACGUGUAAUUCGAAUUCCACGUGGAAUCAAGUCCUGUUCAGCAAUCAAGAUGUGGAAAACAAAGGCGAACAAAUCAGCGUCAAUGUCACCGGGCUCGAGUAUCCAAAUACCCCGUACGAUUUCAGGGUUUACUCAAAAUCGGCGGUUGCCACUGGGGAUCAAUUUUGGUCCAAACCGUCUUCGGUGGUUGUAAGAACAGCCUCGUGUGCACCUUACAAGUCACCUGAAACUGAUUUAGGGAGUUUCGAGAUACAUAGAGAAGAUAAUCGAAGAGAUGUUUUCGUGUAUUGGAAAGCAUUACAACAGACCGAGUACAACGGAGAUGAAUUCUAUUACAAUAUUAGUAUUUUCGAUGAAUACGGAGAGGUAUCCAUCAAGCCGGAAAUGUUAACUCAAUCUUUCGCCAAAUACCCCAACUUGAGUUUCAAUAUCAGCUACAGUUUCUAUAUCAGAUCUGUAAACGCCGAAGGUCCAGCCAACUACACAACCAGCGUUUAUGUCCCGAAAGAUGCUGAUUUAGUUCCCGAACCUACGGUAUUUACAAAAAUUGACUACGGAGACGGUAUCUAUGAAUUAUCGUGGACACCUCCGGAUAAUCUGCAAGACAAAAUCGUCAACUACACCACAUUCUGGUGUGAGAGUGAAAAAGACAGACCGUAUCAGUGUAGCGGGCAAUUGGACUGGCUUCAUUUACCUCCCAACGCAACCAAACACAACUUCACCAUAAAUUCAAACCGCAGUUACCAAUUCGCCAUCAGCGCCAAUACCGAAAUCUCAACCAGCGGUAUGUCCUGGGCUGUUUGUACAGCCCUACACGAUAAGAUCAGUAAAAUGAAAACCGUCUGGUCUGGUGAAGUUGGCCUCGACUACUUUGAUAUCAAAUGGAAGCUCGAAUGUUCCGAACGAAUCGAAAGCAUCGAAGGAUUCAAUGUCUACUGGUGCGAACUUCCCAAAGCCGAAACCAACAAUAAAUGUAUAGAGCCGGAAAAAAUUUGGAAAAUUUAUGGCAACGUGCACUCCAUGCAUGCCAACAUAACCAACCUGAAACCGUUCACUCGGUAUAAAGUCAAUGUGGCUAUUUUCGCCAAAGGUAACAGAGUUGGCCCUCCUAGCGAAGACAUGAUCCGAAAAACAGCCGAAGGAUACCCGGAAACGCUCGGAAUGAAAGUGCAUCCGGGUAAAGUCACCAAUCAUUCGGCUGUGCUCGAAUGGCAACAUCCUAUCGUCACAAACGGUCAUCUACAGUAUUACAAAGUUCGCUAUAACGAAAACGAGAUCACCAUUAAUGCAACCUUAACUCAAAUCACGCUGGUUAAUCUGACCAGUUACACUAACUACAACGUCAGGGUAUUGGCUUGUACGGCCAUGUGUUCGCCAAUGGACUCGAUAAUGCUUCUGACCAAAGUCGGCAUACCCGGCGUCGUUAGUAAACUUACAACGGAGAAAAUAAAUUCGUCGUACGUGUUGGUAAAGUGGAAUAAACCAUUAUUGUUAGCAGGACCUAGUCCCAUAUAUGACGUUAGGGUCCAGUUCGAUGAGACUGAUAAGAAUUCCACUUACAAAGAACUGGAAACGGCGCAAACCAAAGCCGAAGUACCUAUACCGAAUUGCUUCAAUAAAGGCCCCCGUUCCUCGUACACCUUCUACGUGCGAGCUAAAAAUAUCCAACUUCCUGACAACACCACAUCCGACCCGAUUCUCUACUACUACGGAGACUGGUCGCAAGCCUACACUAUUAACUGUAUACAAGAAGAAAUACCCUCGCUGCUGCAAAUCACCAUAUUCAUCGGGUUGUUCAUACUGUUCGUCUGGGGUGCCAUAUUCUUCGGUAAAAAAGGUUUCGCCAAAUUCCAGCAAAUGCAAGACUUCGACGUCACGUUACCGCCUAAAUUCAUUAAUCCGCCGCUUUUCCACAACGACAGCAAACACCAAGAUUAUCAUAUAAAUAUCGGUAGCUGGUCCGACGAUAAUGCCGAAUGCGAUCAUUUAAAUAGCAAAUUAACCGAUCUCGACCAGUCUAGCAUAGACUGCAUUGAUAUGGAUAUGGACUUGGAUACAGAUCGCGAGACCGAUAGGUCAAGCAGUGGGUGUUACACUGGGUAACCAGUGUUAUACUUAUGAUGAGGUAUUUUUUCUAUACCACUACUUCACGUUGUUGCAAUAACGACGAAGUUGUUAUUUUGUGUUCGAACGAAAUUCAAUGCUUAUUUUAUAUAAUUUCUUCGAGUCGAUACGAUCUCUCUCUUUCUCUCUCUAUCGUACAUAAGCACAAUUAUGUAUAUCCCUAACCCCCUUCCCCGCCCACUACCUACUCUAAAAGUUACCCUUUUCAUUGGUUUUUUUUUUUGCCUAACCACUUUUCAAAUCGAGAUUAAUUGAAUUUGAUAAAGUUUUCAAAAUUUUCCAACCACACAGCUCAGGAAGUACAGGGUAUGGUAUUGUUAAACUUAAAAUGUCGAUAAAUAUAUACCAACUUCUUAAUUAAUUGAACGGAAAAGAGAGAAAAAAAAUGCUAACUACCAACCGACAAAAUUAACGUGUUAAAUUAGCUUGUCAUUCAACUUUAGGAUCACAUGGGUGCUUUAACUCUUUCAAAGACGUGCUAUUAAAAAAAAAAAAAAUGAGCCGAGAUUACUUGAAAUACACUUAUGUAUUAAU
Messenger RNA from Planococcus citri (citrus mealybug), 3889 nucleotides. RefSeq names its product cytokine receptor-like. Bases 278 to 3334 code for a protein of 1018 amino acids. NCBI's taxonomy places the organism in Eukaryota, Metazoa, Arthropoda, Insecta, Hemiptera, Pseudococcidae. The transcript has 2 exons. Gene Ontology annotation, molecular function: protein binding. The record is from RefSeq and is a predicted model, not a curated record.